Molecule: messenger RNA, 1767 nt
Organism: Phalaenopsis equestris
Lineage: Eukaryota; Viridiplantae; Streptophyta; Magnoliopsida; Asparagales; Orchidaceae
Product: protein WVD2-like 3
Exons: 7
Coding region: 295-1449 (384 amino acids)
Biological process (GO): microtubule cytoskeleton organization
Molecular function (GO): microtubule binding
Source: RefSeq, a predicted model, not a curated record
UCUUCUCUUAAAUGCCCCAUCGCUCCGUUUUCCUUAACGUCGUUAGUCACUGAGCUCUCCUAUAUAAACGAUUUAACGGUGUCGGUUGUGUCCGCGAUGAACGGAGAACCGAGGAAAAGCGGGCACGCCGGUGGAGGAGGAGGACAAAGAGGCUCAGCCCAGCCUAGAGGGGAAAAGAUAUAAGGGCUGAGGAAUCGGGGAAUACUAGUUCCGAUCCGAAUCCCUUGCAAGAAAUCGAGCUUUUCUGAGAUCCAGGGUAGCCGAAAAGGCUUGAUUCAAAAGGAAACUUUGGCCAUGCCUACAUAUGAAGAGUCAGAGGACAAUGUUAUUUGCUCUUCCCUUGGUAACCUCAAGUGUACGGAUGAUCAAUCAUCCCUGCCAUGUGAAACAUCCAUAUCUCAUGGAGCUAUGGAAGGGAGUCCUGAUCGAAAAGCUUAUGUUAGAAUUACAAAUUCAGAAUAUGGAGAAAAGGAAAGCAGUGCAGCCUCUCCUAUUGGAGUCCGUGUGUCUCCACAUGAAAAGUUUCUACAAGAUAAUGAAGCAGCAAAUAUGCAAAAUCUUAGCAUUGAAGAUGGGACUCUGAAGGAGACAUUGGACAAUGUGACGGAGUCAUCUGAGCAGGAUACAAUUCUAGACUCUUUGCAGUUUACUGCUAAAACUGGUAAUCAUAGUGUACAUUCCAAUCACACUGUUUCUCAACCAAUUGCCCUCGCUACUGAGAAGCGUGCUUGUCCAAGUGAGCAGAAAAAGCUUUCAAAUUUGAACCUUGAUGAGUUGCCAGAUAAUGUGAAGAAGACUCAGGUUAAGUCAUAUAUUGAUUCAAGGAAACCCCUUCAGCCUGAAAAUGCAAAGCAUGUUGAUGAAGAGGAUGCUUGCUCUAUCGCUUCAUCUACUUCUGCUUCUUUGAGGGCAUUUAAAAGUAGAACCACAGUUGCAUCCAUACCUACUUUCAGAUGCAGUGAACGGGCUGAGAAACGUAAAGAGUUCUACUCAAAAUUAGAGCAAAAACAUCAAGCACUUGAAGCGGAGAGGAAUGAAUUUGAAGCUAGAAAAAAGGAGGAGCAAGAGGCAGCUUUGAAACAGCUUAGGAGGAACAUGAAUUUCAAAGCUACACCAAUGCCAAACUUUUACCAUGAGGGCCCCCCACCUAAGGCUGAACUUAAGAAGGUGCCGCCAACUCGCGCAAAAUCACCGAAGCUUGGUCGCAGGAAGAGUUGUGGUGAUUCCAUCAAACCAUCCCCAGCCGAUGGCGAGAACAAAAUUACAGUCCGUGUUAAUCGUCACAGCUUGGAUGGUAGUAAAGAUGGCAGCAAAUCCGGAAGCUUUAAGAAGAGAACUCCACGUAAAGCCGAAGUAGAAAAGGAACAAGCUCCCAAAGUGGUUGAGGAAUCUAGAUCCCAUGAGAAUGAAGGUGACCAGGAAACUGCUGCCACCACUCUGCACUCCUAAACUGUGAGUUCUCACCCUUGCGAUUUCUUCAUGUUUAUUAUGUUUGCUUCUCACCGAUCUGAAGAACUAGAUACCAAGGUGUGCUUGAUUCAUGGUGGCUGUAAAUCUUGUAGUUAAUCGUUAAGGUUUAUGUAACUGAGCACCGAUAACUCUCGAGUUUGUUUCGCUCUCUAAGAACUGUUGUUGUUGCUGUUACUGUCAUUGUUGCUGUUGUUGAUGUUUUCUUGAUAUUUACCAAUGGUUUUGUAAUCUUCACCAAACCAAUCUCUGACUACGUUUUUUUUCUUUAUUUAUAAUUUUUAAAAUUUUAAUUUUAUU